Molecule: messenger RNA, 6759 nt
Organism: Heterotrigona itama
Lineage: Eukaryota; Metazoa; Arthropoda; Insecta; Hymenoptera; Apidae
Source: the annotation of a GenBank genome assembly
AUGCCGCACGGCGCGCGAAAUCGCAGGAAUCGCAAGGGUCGCAACAACAGAAGACGCGUUCAAAGACAGCGAACACCCGGCAGAGCUACGAGCGACAACGAAACCACCGUAGAGAGUCCAGAGAGAAUCGACGUCGAGGAGGAGGAGGAGGAGGAGGAGAAGGACGAAGAGGAGACGAACAACUCCGGGAACUUAGAUGUGCACAGACGAGACGAAACUGACGAUCAGCCAAGAAGUAUCGAGAACAAUGAGAGAAACGCGACCGUGGACGUUGACGAGGGGGCGAUCGCCUCGAACGAGAUGCCGUCUCACAAUCGGAGGUCUCAAGAGAAGUGUAGAAUCGAGAUGGGCACCGUGCAACCGGGCAUCAAGGUUAUGAAAAUCACGACGAUCAGUAGCUCGCCUUUGGAGGCGAAGAUCGAUCACAUAGCUGGUGUUGGUAUCGUGGAGACUGGCAGCAAGAUCGAGAUAACAAAGAACGAGGCUAUCGUGACCAUUUCCGAGCCCGUGGACCCGUUCUCUCGCGUCACGACGAGAGCGGACAAGAAAAAAAGCGACUCGAACGAGGAGUGUUCGUUGGCUGGAAGCAACGAGAGGCUGCAGAUCCGCGACGUCAGCGACUGCGACACGGUGGAGACGGAUCACGUGAGGCCGGUAAUCGUCGAAAUGGAAUCGGACGUGGAGAAGGAAAGGACGUGGACAGAGCUGACUGCUCGAGCCGGAUUCCAGCCGGAUUUCGACGAGAGCGACCCGUCGACGCAAGCUCCUGCGGAGGCGAGGCACGCGUGGGACAGCGUGAUGCCGCGCGAGGUGGAGAGGAAGUUGCGCAGCUUCAUCGAGGGUCUAAAAUUGCCGACUUACGCGGAAGACGUGGAGGAAUCGGCGAGAGCGACGACUGGCCGCGGCCGGAUCAGUGGCUCGGCGCGCAAGAAGUCAGAGAGGAGGAAACGCGCCGCUUUCGAGGCGCAACACGCGCACUGCCAGGCGGCUAACAGGUUCUUGGACAUCAUUCAAGAGGAGGGCGAGAAACUGUCCGAAGACGAGGAGCAGCACAUCAGGGAUUUUAUUAACGAGGAGAUCGGCAAGUACCGGCGAGAGAGGCAUUCCUCUAACUUUGAACAGACGACAGUGAAGAUAAAUGUGAUCGACGUGGACGAAGAAAUGCCUGGGAGAAAGGAAGACGACGAGAGGGGCACUGUGAAGCCGGACGAAGCGGAAACCGAGUGUGAAAGUAAGGAAACGAGGGAAGAAUCGAGGCUGAUUGGCGAAGAGGAUUCAAGGGAGGAGAAUUUAAAUUUGAAAGAGAGCGAUGAUACGCGAGAGUCGGAGAGAGAAGGAGAGGAGAACGUUAACGUUAAAGAUGGGGUUGCCGUUGAGGAUGAAUCUGUCGAGGGUAGUGGAUCGUUUAAAAUAGAGGAGUUGGAGGGAAGUAUAGAGGAAGGAGCCUCGGAGAGGAAGGACGACAACGUCGGAGAGAUCGAAGAAGUGGAAAGUGAAAUAUUGAUAACAUUGAGCGGUGACAGCGCGAACCGGAGUGAUUCUGAAUUGAAUAUGGAAGGCGAAACGAACGGACAAAUACUAGCCGAAGAUGCGAGUCAGGUACAAUUAGAUGAAAGCAGAACCGAUGCUGUUGAAUCGAGAGAAGCCAGUCAAGAAAAAGUGGCACUUGUUCGAGACGAUGCUUCGGCGGAGAAACAGUCAGAAAUUUCUGAGAGUUCGAACGUCGGCGAACGUUGCACGAUAAUCGAGAUCCGAGAGAAUGGAGAAGAAAAAUUAGAAUCGGAGGAAAGUCAAGAUUCUUCAGACGUGAUGUCCGAGGAAGUGAAGGUUGAACAAUUGGGAACGAAUGCUGAGAGUAAAACUUCGACAAGCGGGACGUUGAUCGAAGAGACGGCAAGGGAAGAAAAAUUGGAUUUAGGAAAUUCCGAGGCGAUCGAAAAUGGGGAAAAGUCUGCAGAGAUUAGCGGAGAAUCAUCACGUGCGAGUGAAAUCAAACCUGUAAAAGUCAAUGAAGAAAGUGAAACGAAGUCGGAAGAGAUCGAUCGUGAUGAACAGUUAGAUGAGAAUGAAAUGAAAUCUGCAAAAGUUGAAGAAAAAUCGCUGCAUGGAAAUGAAACAAAAUCUAGAGAAACCAAGGAGGAACUCUCACUAGAAAAUGAAACAAAGUCUGCAGAAUUGAUCGAAGAAACGGGGACAGAAUCUACGAAAGUUAAUAAAGAAUUGUUGCAAGAAAAUGAAACAAAAUGUGUAGGGGGAGAAUCAGCAAAAAUCGAUGAAGAAAAAGAAGCAAAACCUACGGUAGUUAAUGGAGAAUCGUGGGAAGAAAGAGAAACAAGCAAGCCUACAGAAAGCAAGGAAGAAUCGUUGCAAGAGAGAGAGACAAAAUCAGCAAAAGUUGAUGAAGAGUCACUUCGAGGGAAAGAAGCGAAACCCACUGUGCCUGUGCUCGACGGAGACUCGCCAGAGGCAAAAGAAACGAAAUCUGAAACAAAAGUGGAGGAAGAAUCGUCGCGCCAAGUUAAAUCUGCGCAGGAGAUUAAAACGAAACCUACGGAAGCCAGUCGAGGAUCGUCGCGAGAGAACGAGGCAAAGUCCGCAGAAGCGAGUGAGGAAUCGUCGGGAUCGAGACGUUUGUCCGCGGAGACCGUACGAACUGAAAGAUUUGCCAAACCAACGGACAUUAAUAUCUCUGAAUCACGUGUAACGAAAUUUGUAAGCACUGAGUCAUCAACGACGAGGUCCUACUCCACGGAGAGUAAGCACUCGAAAAUCGUAUCUCGAGUAAACGGUGUUGAUAGAUCGACAAAAGAGAGAUCUCGUCCUCCGACUCCACCGAAACGAUCCUCCAGUCUAUCGAGCAUCGAUCUCCAGGACAAAACGAUCUAUUCUCGCGUUCACGAUGAUCCAUCAGCCUGUCCGCUGCGUCGCAGAAAAGAAGCCAAAGAGACGACGGACGUUGAGAAUCCUCCCACUCGUCCACCUCUUCCGAAAGAGAACAUCGCUGCAACCGAUGCAUCAUCGUUCGCACAACCUCGCAGCGUACAUCCUUCGCAGGCUCGAACGACGAUUGGCAGCCUGGGAACGCUAUUGACGUUAAUAUCGGGCAGUGACGCGACCGUCGAAAAUAUUCGCGACGCCUUGAGGAACGUGGACCAGCCGGCUUUGGCUCUGCCCGAGAACGCACGCGAGAUAAUCGAUGAUCUAAGGGCGGACGGGAGGUGCGCUUGUUCCGAGAGCGACAGCAUCGAAUUGCGCAAUUGCGUUGAGAACGGCGUCGAUCUUGGCAAUGGAGCAACUCCUGAAAUAACGCGUGACCACUUGGCUCGAAGAGAGACGCGCGAAAAAUCGCCGGUGUCCAAGUCGUCGGGGAAAUCGGUGGCGCGCGUGCCGAUCGAGCGAAUAGUGAAAGUGGUUAUGGAACCGUCGGAGGAUCCCGGCGAGGACCGGCCGACAGUCUCGAAAUCUGGCAAGAUUCGUGGAACGUCGACGGGAGAAGAGAAGAUUGGACCGAGGCAGGCGUUACGUCAUGUUCGCGAGAAGGUUAUCAAGAGCGAAGCGUCAACAACAUUAAGCACGAGGACGGUCGAAACGGAGGAGAGAACGCCGUCGCCCGGCGGCAAAGUUGAAAGCUCGAAAGACGCGAGAGAGUUGACGACCAGCGAGCAAGAGUUCGAGGAGAUAUACAAGUGUUCCACUUUGGGGGACCGUGACCGAAAGGAACGUGGGAAAUGCGAAAGCCCGUCCGAGAUAUUAGACGCUAUUCUGAAUAUGCAGCGGGGACAUUCCACGGAUAAAGAGAAGCUGGAGACGGAUUAUCACGACUCGUCUAGCAGCGCGACUACCUUGAGCACGGUGAUGUACAGUCCGAUGGAUGCCUGGCAGGCGGAUAUUUAUUCGAUAAUAGCGGAAGAGGCGAGGAAGAGCAAGCUUAAGCGGCAGGCGGAGAGAGAAGUCGAGUCAUCGAGUUUGAGAAGCAAACUUCCCUUUCUGAAAGCAGACUUUGAGUCUUUGCACGACGAGGUCCCGGUGACGCCUGAACCGAUACCCUACUCGCCCGUCGAGGACUUGUAUUACGUGCCUGUCGAGAGCAGGACGAAUUACGCGAACGAUCGGUCGCGGGAAGACGAGACUGUCAGCGGGCCAGGGUCCCUGAAAGACCUUUGCAUCAAGAGAAUCUUGUCGAUGCCGUACGGUCUUCACGUGAUCAACGAGAUCACGGUGCCCGAGUUCGACGUCUUCAGAAGCCUACGAUCUAUCCCGGUGUUUGCUAACAACGUAACGAGCGAUGAGAUUAGAGGCGUCCCAUUAAACACGCAUGGAGUGAAUGAGCGACAGGCUGAGAGAGCUAGACUAACGACAGCUUCGCCGGGAUCAAAGCGUCCUGACGCGCGCGAAAUCGCUGUUUCAGACCAGGGUAAAUCAGAGCGAUUAGAACAGAGGCCGCGCCGUCAAACGAGCAUGGCCAGCGACAGCUCGGGCACGUGGGUGGGUUUGUCGACGACCAAGGACCCCAGGUUGCUCGUCUGUUUGUCCCCGUCGCAGCAGAAAACCGCGAUAAAAACGAGCGCCGACGAUUUGCUGGAUCUGCACAAGAAGUUCUUGAACAGGCACAGCUACUUCGACGAGGAACCGCCACGGCGAGUCCCUGUACCCAAGUAUCGAGUCGAGUUGCUGCCGAUCGGCGAGAGCAAGGAACGUGACAGAAAACACGACGGAAAAUCGACCACGACGAGCAGACUGUUGGAAAUUAUCAAGGAAAAUUCCGACAGUUCGAAACGCUCGCGUAGCACGAGACUGCCGAAGUCGAAGAACGAGGCGAGGGUGAAGUUCGACGAGACGAGCCGUUCGGACUCUAGAUCGUCCCACGCUAGGUCGAACACUUUCGACAAGGGUCGAGAGCGGUUGAAAGUCACUCGCUUGUGCGACUGGUUGAACCUGGCGAGAGGCGAGGAGCCGGUGGACGACACGCUCUCCGAUGAUUUAUUAAUAGAACCGUCGGUUGAGAGACGAGAGUUUGAUAAGAGACGAUUCAGCGGACGAAUUCGUGGCAGCGAGCGCGCGGACGUUACGAAACAGCCAGCCGCGGAACAGAAGAUCGGUGGGGAACGAGCGACGCCAGUUCACUUUAUCAGCGCCGCGAGUCCGCCGGACAGGCCGGAGCCACCGGUCAGAAGCUCGACGCCUUUCAACAAGAGCCCGUUGAUCACGUUGAACAGUGCCAUAAUCGACAAGUCGAUUACCGCGACGCCGGACACCGCUGGCAAGAGGACACCGCCAACACGUAGGGCUGUCGACCACUCGCGUUACAACGUGAAUCCGGCGUUGAUCGACGACAGAGUGGAAGUGCCGCCGCGGGUGAAACGCGUGGUGAACGUGGACAAAUCGUGCAUCGACACGACGAGCAUCUUCGAUCAGAAUCCACCGAGGAGUCACCUGCAGCCGCGGCGAUACAAGAACAACGAGGUGGAGGAGAAUGCGAAACACGUGGCGGCCACGGAGAUCAUGCAGAAUCUGAAGAAACUGCAAACCGAGACGGAGGAUCAAUUGGAAGGUCUUGGAAAGUAUUCCCUGUCGCAGGAGUAUUUCGCCCAGCAGUUGAGGUACAUCGAGCUGCUGGAGAAUCAGUUGAAGAACGUGAUAUUGGCGGAAGAGGAGGAGAAGGAGGCGUUCGAGGAAUUCCAGAAUCACGUGAGAGGGGAACGGGAGAGGGCAGGAGCCGCGAAGGAUGAGCCAAAGAGGAAGCCCGUUGACCCGGAUAAGCCUUUCGAUCGGGCUGGAGGGAACGUCUCUGGAGACAGAUCCAAGGACGACGAUUCCCGGGUGGAGAGCCAGAGCUGGCAGGAGAGGUCCGAGAACGUGGAGAGCGAUCGUUCGGAGACGAUCGACAAACACGGUCGCAGGGACUUCUCGAGGAAGGUGCGCCACGAGAACGGUCUGCGCGAGGAGGAAUCGUGCGAGGAGAUCGAGCACGUGGAACAACAUUCCGUGAUCACCAAGAGGGGGGAGAAAGUCGCUGAGAAGAUGAGGCAAGAGAGCGGCUCUCGCGGAAAAUCGUCCGCGGGAGAUAAAACGACGGCUAAGGACGAGCGUCGUUCUCGCAAGGAGAAUACGUCCUCUCAGGUGUCUGACGCACGCAAGGCCGUCGAAGCGAAGGAGAAGUCGAACGCUUCGGCGGUGGUGGUGAACGGCGAGGCCUUUCGACGCAAGAUGUACGACGAGUACGUGCACAAGGUCCUCGAGCGAGAGGAACGGAAACAUCACAAGGUGGUGAAGAUCAGCACGCGCGAGGACAUUCAGCGGGCGAGUAAUAAAUUGGCCAAGAGCGGCAUGAGCGCCGUUGAGAGGGAGUUCAUCGAGAAGGCGAGGAACAGAUUGAACAAAUUCGGGAUUAAGUUGGACGAGAGCGAGCCGGACAACGAGAGUGACAAAGGUGGCGACGUCACGGUGGGGAAAAGCGAGAGAAAAACGACGAACGACAGAAUGCAGGAGACGGAGAAGAAUAUGGUAAAGGCGAAAUGCUUGAUCGACGGGAAGCAGCUCGAAGACGCGAACAAAUUACCGAAGCAUCUGCAAGAGUUCCUCAAAAUGUCCGCAACGUUCGACGACGGUGAGUCCCACCGAGAAUCGAGGAUUGCUGUGCUACCUCGUCGUUGUUUUCCAUUUGCUGCCCAAUUGAGACGUAUCGUGUCCCGAGUGUUGACCGCCUGGAUUUGGAUUUUGAGAGAGACGAACGGCGUGCCGGAUAUUGGAUACAUAUAA